AUGUUGCCAACUGAGAUUCCAGGAGGAGUGUGUUUCACCUCAAGGUAAGAUCUCGCAACCUAUACGAACAGGUCCAGAGGAGGAAGGCUUGUCAGUGUUAGAUAACUUUGCGCUUGAAUUGGAGCCUUUGUGUCUUCUGCACCAUCAAGACAACACUGUCAUGUUUUUGUAAAUGCUGUGUCUGGGAGGAAAAAAAGGUGAAGUCUCGGUGACCUUGCUACUUGCAAAAAUAUGAUCUGAGAUAGAGAAGAACCGGGUCUACAGGUAAGCUGGGGUCCAGUGCCAGACGCGCUGCUUUGGAGAUCGUCAGAAACUCCUUACAAAUAAUAAUUGUCUGUUUUAAGAGAGGGGAGUUAUUUCCAAAAACAUGCACAAGAAAUUUGUCUAUAAAAGGUUACCAAGCCUGACUCUUUUAAAGAAAAUUCUGUCUGUCAGGGCAGAAACUCUCAAGUGUGCCUAUUUUACGCACAAACUUCUGAUCCAUCUCCUUUGUGGAUCAUUGCGCACAGCAGCAGAAUUCAAAUAGUGCUUCAUAUUGUUAUUAUUGUAUUAUAGUUUCAGACUGUCAGGCUGUUAGUCUCAAACAUAAUUCCAUGAAUGCGUCAGUAAUCCAUUUAACCCGCAAUUAGGCGCAUCAUCAAAUCAGAUAACAUUUACAUAAUUCAUUUAUUUAUUCAUUAUUUUAUUUUCAGCUGAAAUGCAGCAAUUCUGAAAUGUUACAGCCAUCCUAACUGGGAUGAUAUUUAACAUUUGUCCAAAACUUGUUGGAUUAGCCAACAAAGGACAGAAAUUUUCAAAAAUAUCACAAAAAUAUAUUUUUGUUUUUGUCUACGUGGAAUAAAAAAGGCCUACAUGCUGCAGGCCUACAUAUUAUCCACAGUCAUUUAGACAGCAAACUAAGAAAAAUACAAAUGUCCUGUAAGGCCAGAGAGAACAAAGGAUAGCCAUGUUGAUUUAAAAAUGAAGAGCUGUUUUUUUUUCUCAUAUUCUUUUUCUUAUAUCCUUUUUUUUUCUCCACUAUUUUUCGGGGUGUAAACAAAAUUAAGGGCGAAUUUUAAAGCUGUCCGUUUAUUUGGUAAGUCGUAAAAUUACCUUAAACGAGGAAAACAUCCUCAAACCAGCUCAAAGAAAAAACAAUCUGUGGUAAUUUUAAACUCGUUGAAAUUUCUAUUUUUUUCGAGAUAAUUUCAUGGAAAUUGUCAGAAUAUAUUAGGCUACUGGAACAAUUUUAAAGCUGUUAAUGUGAAGUCUGGCAUGCAUUUUUAAACCCGAAGAGAGCAGAUUCAUGGCCGAACUUUUGGGCCUUUUAACCAAAAAUUACGGUAACACAUUUCACUGAUCCAAAGCAGUUCCUUUUACGAUCGUUAAGUUAAAUUAGAUCUAAAAUAUCUGCCCGACUGAUUUUCCUAUAUUUAUUUAUUGUUAUUUUUGCCUUCAAUUAAAAUAAGUCUCAUUUCAGAUUUAAAGUAGACAAAAAUAUAUCCAUGCAAGUGUUUGUUUCUUCAAGUGCCAUAACCUCUCCCUUUUUGCGCACCGUUUCUAUGAUAUCCAAUCGGUUAACUGAAGCGUUCAACUCGUGUGUUGGAUGAAAAAAAAUGUGCAUUUUUGUCUCCUGAAGCGAUCACAUUGAGGGAAGGAGAGAAGGGAUGAAAACAGAGGAAAGUCAGCAGUCCUGUCUGCAGCAGCCUCCAUCCUCAACGCCUUUCGGUGAGUGCUCCAAGGUCCUCUUUUAGCCUGCGUGAGGCCCCAAACAGAAAAUAAAACACACGCAAUGAAACACCAGAAAUUGACACCGAAGACAAACAUAGUCUUAUUACCAAGAAAAUAUUCCUUUUUUUUAAAAAAAUCAUCUAUAUGAAUUUCAUCAUACCCUUGUUUUUAUUGUGUGUGAAUCACUGAAGAAAUAUCUACAAAGCCCAUUUAGGAGGGGAAAAUGUAUGAAAAUGACAAUUAAUUCAGGGCAUGACUUAUACAAGGAUGCAAUAGCCUAAAGGUUUGGGAAAAUUAAAGUAAAAUUUCCCCUUUUUUACGCUGACCAAUGGUUAAAAAAAAUAAACAAAGACUAAAUCAAUGCUUUGACAUAUUUAGAGGGGUUGAAAGAGGCACAGACCUGAUCCAGGGUUGAAGAUAGCAAGUGUCCUCAUGUGCCAAGAAAGAGAUGCUAAAAAACGACACACACAGUUGUUUUUUCUAGUUAGAAAAAAAGGGUAUCAGUCAAUUAAAAAUGCUACAUAAUUGUUUUACAGAUGGCCAAGAGUGAAACUUUAAGAAAGACAGUGUAUCAUAGAGGAGAGGGGAUGUCACCAAAAAGACGCACAGUGUACCUGACUCUGGUUUUGUUUCUAUUAAAACACUGAUAUGUUUCCCUCAAGGUCCGGAGUUCAGGGGAGGGGGAGAGCUGUGUGCGGGCUGCGAGUCUCCCAUCGCCGACCGCUUCCUGCUGCGCGUGAACGAGCGCUCCUGGCACGAGACCUGCGUCAAGUGCGCCGUGUGUUUGAGCGCGCUGAGUGGGACCUGUUACUGCAGGGACCGGCUGCUUUACUGCAAGCACGACUAUGAGAAGUAAGAGACACACACACACACACACACACACACACACACACACACACACACACACACACACACUGUUGACUUUUGACCUUGUUCAUAUAAAGGCCCGUUUGGAUAAAAUAAUUCCAAUAAAAUGCACGUCCUUGUCUUAGAGGUUGUUUUUCACAGUUUUUGAAAUUCCAAGUUGCAUAUUUUUUUUCCCUCAUACUACACUCAAAUUCGCUAAAAAUUACUUACAAAGAAAAUUAUAGCCUUAUAGCUUUAACAUGAAGUAUUGAUGCUAAUAUCAUAAUGUCAUAGUUCACAACUGUUCAUUUUCAGUACUUUUAUUAUUAAAAUAAUGGUGUUCCUCACUCUCCUCAUACCUUUGAGUGCUAAAAAAGAGAAAGCUAAAUUUACAAAAAUAAUUUAGAUUUAAAAAAAAAGCACUAUAUCAUAAGUUUAAAUUUGGAUAGCUAGAGAAGUUUGUGGCAGAUAUUUCAUACCCCCACUGAGUUGUGUAACACCGAAUGAAACUGAACCCACUAAUAAGUAACUGAGUUGUCCCUGUUAGUCAAGUAGAAAAAGCAGGUGAUAAUACCCAAGAGAAGGAGUCUUUCUGUUUGAACACAUAGAAACAUCAUUUUGGCUGGUGGUAAACACUGUCAAAAAUUUAUAUAAAAAUUGAAAACUCUUUUUAAAAUCCAGAUACUUUUGCCGGCUGUACUGUGCAUGGAUCAUUCUUCAGAAAACAUGACCAUGCAUCAUUUGAUAAUUACUGAGCAAAUUAAAGGAUACUUGCAGUGCAGCAAAUGAAUCUUGUAUUCAUUCAUUCCAGACAGAUUAAAAAGAAAAAUGUUUAAAAAUGUGUAAGUCACUGCAAAGACCUCCUUAUAAAAUAUACCUUACUUUAUCCUAAGAGUGUGUCAUGAUAGAGACGACAAAAGCUGUCCUUCAAUAGUCAUUCGGACGUCAAGAACUACACAGCUCUCAGUCAUUUAAUGUUUUUUUUUUCUAUUUUUCUUUCAUUCAUAUUUUUGCAUUACAUCACAAAUUUUAUACAAAUACAGGGAAACGCACAAGUGUGGCAUACACAGCAUCAACAGUGUAUUUGGGGUGUUGUUGUGAUACAUGCUCUGACUAAAGAGGACUCUAAGGAUCAUUGUAGAUACAGAUUAAUAUAAAUCAGAGCUCAUUCAUACUGUGUCCACUUUUGGGAAACUUAAGAGUAGGACUCCUUGUGAGCUGAAAUCCAAAAUACCUCAAGAAACAAUCAUAAACAUAAAUUUAUUUCAGAUUCAUGAUGGAUGUUUUGCUCUUAAUUUAUGAUCCCAACUUCAUCCAAAUAACAUCACUACACUGUUAUUUCAUCACCAUAGUAACGAGGACACAGUCCUCACACACUACAUUUCCCUGCAAUGAAAAACAAAAACACAAAGCUUUUGCGUGUCGGAGUGUGUGUGAGUGUGUGUGAGUGUGUGUGGGUGGGUGUACCCGCGGUUGGUCAGUGGUCAUGACUGCAGUGGGAGCCGCAGGAACAGACAGCUGAAGGACGAGCCCGGAGCUUGUUAUCAUUGUUUUGAAAAGUGUCAGACGGCAUCCAGCAGCACAGACGCUCCCACUGUACCUGACAUCUGGAGAAAGAGAGAGAGAGAGAAAGAAAGGGUAUGAGACGGAGAGAGGGAAGGAGAGAGCGGGGAGCUGCCUGAUGAAAGUCCCAUUGUGUGACGUUAAUCUGAAAAAAUGAGUGGGAAACAUGGAGGCAAUAGCUUAUCAGAAACGAGGCAGUGGGUUCAUUUUCAGUGAUGGAAUGUAAAAACGUAUUUGCUCUCCUCAUGUAAUGACUGUAAUUGUAGAUUUAAAUUAAAAGUCAGCGGCUUAUUCACUGUUGUGUUGAUUUAGUCCGCUAUACAUUGCAUAUGGAAAGUUGCCUUGUUGUGUGAGUGUGUGCCAGACUUGGCACACAGAGCUGACUGUGACCUUCAGCGAAUCAGCAACAAUGUCUCCUUGUUUUUCCCUGCAGUCUGUCCAUCAGUGCCUUAAACCACACUCACACACUCCCCGUCUGGAGCAGGUGCGUGUGUUGGAAUAGAUUACCAUGUCCAAGAAUCUGGGACGUGCAUGAAAAUUUAAAGGGAGUUCAAAUAAUUAGACUCGAACCCUUUCACCUGAAGCUUGGUGCCGCUUUUAUCUAAACUAAAACAAAAUACUGAAUAACUUCCUGCUUUGCUGCUAAUGCACAGUGACAGCAGUAUUGAUCUUUUGUCUUACUUGUUAGAUGUAUGUAGAUUCAAAAUAUGAGUGACUUUUUAUAAAUAGUGGGAUGUUCCUCUUGAAACAGCUGAGGUUUGCCAAAUAAUUUUUUAACAUGUCCCUUAUUUUGUGUGCACCACCCUGCAAAAACAGAUAUGCACAACUCCUCUUCCUGCCUCCUUAAAGCUUCAAAACAAAUCUGCAUCAUUUUAAAAUAAAUCAUUAAGUGUUUUAACUCUUUGCUUGCUUUAGUAUUCUUCCCCAAAAAAAACAGAAAAAAAGUUGUUUUGGGCUACAGUUGAUCAUUUCUGCUAAAAUGAAAACAAGCGCACCAAUGUUAAUGUCUAUCAAUUCAAAUGAGACGACAAAUCUCAUUUUGAAAUGUGGCCCAUCCCCCCCAUGCUGAUUCCUCCGGGAUAAACUGCCUCUGAGGCAAAAGUUUAUUCGACAUUUGCAUGUUUAAUGUUUUCAAAGGAAAUUUUUGCUUCUAAUAAUUCUGGAGAGAUCGCCCCAGCGCUUGCAAAAGACAAGCUCAGGUUCCAAAACAAUGCUCGCACCAAAUUUAUAAUCUUUAUCAAAAUAGCUCUUAAUUUAAGGGCUUUUGAGUUAUAUAGGAUGAAUGAGUUGUGAGUCGUUUUUAAGUUGAGUUGUUGAAAAAAAAUUAAAUAAAUAAGUGAUCAUUUUCUGCCACUCAUUAUCCUUGGAAUAAAACAGGAGCUAUGCCUUCAAUUUAGAGAUUCCCCUGUCUCAAUCUGUUAUGGUAAUGAGGGGAUUUAGACACAAUAAACUGAAGUGCAUCUUGUGGAUUUCUCUUUUGGAUUUAUUUUUCAUGUUGAAAACCUCAAGAAAUUCUCUGGAACUCCAUCUUGUCAUGGACCAGAUGUUCAAGAUGAAGCUUUAGAAUAAAUUUGUGGCGAGACCGUCUCUCACACUCAAAGUUUUCAUCGUGAUGUCUUUAUGCACUCGUCUGGUGCAGUGCAUUACUUCUGUUGUUGAAAUGGGCAGAGUUAUACAAACAAAAAAGAUGGAAAUAAGCUCAAAUGUUGUUUCAAAGGCCUGAAAGAGGAGGGCAUAUUUUGAAUAAGAAGUUUUAGGGAAAGUGUCAUCAUAAAAUGUCAUUGUUCAUCCUUUUCUGAAGUGACAAUAUAACCAUCUGACAUCUUGGAUAAACUUGCAACCAUACUUGGCAUGCACCCUUUCGAACAGUUGACAUUUUUCACACUUGUUAGACUGUAUGGGUCCCUGCCAAAGUGAGCAGUAGAAGGCCAGCAUUCCCCGGUCAACAGUGCUGAGCUCGGUCAGAAUGGAGGGCUAGUCUGGCUGUGCGGCGCCCCCUUGUAAGCCCCAUAAAGGCAGCUUCACCUCUGUGAAAAACAGGUCGCCGGGGUGGCUAUUCACUAAACCUUAGGUUUAAUACCUCACUCUGUGGGGUGGAGGGCACCAAGUUUACAUGUAGGUUUUCAAACCCUGUCUUUGCGGACAGAGUGAGGGAGACCCCGCCGUCACAGUUAUGGACCAGGUAGAUAAAUGUGAGUCCAACACCGCGUCUCCUCUCAAGUUACAGUGCGUUUAUGUAAGUGAACUUCUGAGUCCUCCUGCACUAAAAUACUGAGACUGAGGAUGGAAACUGAAUCUUCUCCCCUUGUUCCCCCCAUACUUCCCCCCACCCCACCCACCAUUCCUCUCCCUGUCUCUCUAUCCUUUACCUCGUUCAUCACUGUCUGCUUUGUAAUAUUAUUUCUCUAUUCCAAACCUCAUUUCGUUCUCGUUGAGAUUGAUGGCAGCCAUGACACCAAACAGUUUAUCUCCCCGUUUAUCCCUUGUUUUCUCUUAAUCGCCUCCCUUCCCUCAGCGCCUCUUUGUGUCUCGGGAAGGGAAUGGGAGAGGGAGGAGGAGGUGGAGGAGGUGGCGAGGCUGAUUGGUACGGUGCUAAUUACCCAGCAUUCUGUGGCUGUCCUGUGAUGACAGGCCUGACACUGGGCUGCUGGGAAAUACUAUUAGAGGGAAUUAUGCAAUGACACACCAGAAAGAUGACAAGUCCUCAUCACUGUCCCCAUAGAUUAAUGACUCAGUGCCAUUUUAUAAAACACUUUAAAUGCAUUAAAGGCUUAAAAGUGAAAGUAUCAGUGUUUUCACAGGGUUUUGGAUCGCAAAAGAAACAUUUCCAGUUUUUUGGUUGUUUAUUUCUAGGAUAGUGGAGUGCGAUUUUAUUGUGGCGCUCACAGGAAUGAAUUAUUUCAUCUGAGAGUUAUUUCAUUUCUGAGAGAAAAAGAUAAUAAAGGUGGCAGAAGGAAUCUCAGAAACUCGACUGCAAAUCAAACUGUUUGCUAGAAAGUGAGUGAAAUGUCCUUAAAAUACUCAAUUUGUGUCUUUUCAAAGCAGUAGUUGUGGUUUUAGUGUAUGUCCAGGUCAAUCAUGGUUAUUUAGUGGGAAGCAACACAUGAUCCAUGUCCAGACACUUCAGGGGUUUUACAUAACCUGCAGCUCAGCACAUGAUGGUUGUAGAUCUGCCAGUGGAGAUGGUAGAGCAAGGAUGGGGAAGUUGUUGUGAUUUCACGGUGUGCUUCGGAAGAUUUUCUGUGUUAUGAUUAAAAACCACCAGGGAGAGAUCUCGGUGAUGAAGCUGGGGUCUAAAACGGGAUAAGUAGGGUAAAGAUGAGGUGCUUGAGUUUGGGGAAAGGACACAGACGCGGGGAUGGGCAGAUUUUUGCGGGUGUACGAGGAGGGGGUGAUAUUGCCACUGUUUUUGCAUAAUGUGAGAUGAGACCCCAUCAUCUUUCCUCCCCCACAACAAUUUUAUAACAGACAGCUAAUAAAUGUUUCAUGGCAGAACAAGCUGCUCGCCUUGGCUUUAUUAAAUCUGAGAUAAUAAAAGCAGAGAGAGGGAGGAAAAAGAGGAAGAGAAUAGGGGGUCGCACUAGAGAGGGAGAGAUAGGGAGAUCGGCGUAGACUUUUCUCAAAUCGACCGGCUGUAUCUCCUGUUUCUGGGGCAACGGGUCCCGCUGUCCCCCGCCACCCCCUCCCCGCUGCUUCCCACUCCGCCAGAGACAGACAGGAAAUGAGAAACGGGCAGACAGGAUAUUGCGUUCUGGUGGCCUGGGGAUUAACUGUUUUAUCUAAACUAACACACACACGCGCACACACACACAAACACACAUCUAUAUCCUCACACAUAGCAUUCAUUCUUGGUAGCAUCAGGUGUAAAUCGCACACACACCCAGGGACAGCUAUCAUGCAAACUAUGUGCGCCAUAGAGUUUUUUUGUGGUUACUUUAACAGGUAUAUUCAUGUAGGCCCUCAAUACAACAGACAUGAGUGCUGCGCUCAUGUAACGCUGGUCUUAUUACCAGUGUGAAGAGUUUACAGUAAGAGUCAUGACAUGUAACUGUAUAACUGUGAGAUAGGCUGAGGGGCUGUGCAGAAAUGCCUCUUUUCUCUACGCUGCAGGCCCUCAUCGCCAUUUGAUAACAAGUUUAACAGAAGCUUUAACAAAUUUUUGCAUUAGCAUUCAUUCAGCAAUAGGACUGUUUAUGAUUUUACUUUAUUGAUGCAUGGAUGGUGCACAAAUGAGAGCAUCUGUCAGUGUUUUAUUGAUGUUUGUACCCAGGCACCUUAUCUGUAUUUACACAAACUGUGCAUAUUUGUGUUUACGUGUGCAUGUGACUGUACGUACGUUUGUGUAUGUGUGUGCGUGUGUGUGAGCAUAUGUGUGUGUGACAGUACUCUCUCUCUCUUUCUCUCUCUCUCUCUCUCUAUAUAUAUAUAUAUAUUUAUAUACAUGUGUGUAUUUGUGUGAGUGAGCGUCAGUGAGUGGUGGCAGGGGUAGUGAGUAUCGUGGGGAAUGCUGGGAGAUUUUAAUAACACAGAAGCAGUGCAGGGAGAUUUAAUAAAAGGAGAUGAUGUGAUUACUGAACCCUGGCUCUGAGCCAUUUUGCUUCACAGAGCAAUAUCCGCCCAAAGUGCGCACACACACACACGCACGCACACACACACAUUUCAGGCACACGCGCACACACACACACACCUUAGAGAUGGAUACUGAGCGGAAUAAAACUAAAAAGUAAAAUUGUUGCAUAUCAUUGUUUCUUUGAGCUCCAACCUCAUGAAUCAUCCAAGGAGUGUAAAAACACAGGUAUGGUCAUUUGAACACAUUACAAUAGUCUAACAUUUACCAACCAGCCUUAAUCAAUCUAAUACAACCUAAUACAACAGCCGUAACAUUAAUUCUACUUUUACAAAGCUUUCACAUUCACAACUUUUGUUGACAUGGUCAGACAGGUGAUAAUUAUUCUUUAAAAUUAUUCUGCUUGUGGUAUUCUGGAGUGCAUGAUAAGUGGACAAACAAUCAAGACCACCUCUCGAUAAAACACACUUGAGUACACCACCACCACCACCCACUACAUCUUGAAAAAUAAAUAUGGAGAACAAUCAUCACUGGUCUGAUCAUGUCAACCAAAACUGGAAAUUUAAAAGCUUCCUAAAAGUAGAUUUUGUGGUACUAAAUCUCAGCUUCUAUGUGAAAUGCAUCUUAAACUUAAAAAGAGUAUCAACAGUAUAUCUUUGGUAAAUUUUAAACUUAAUUCUUUCAAGUAACUCUGAGUUCAUUUCACGCAAUAGCCAUAAAACUAGCACAAAAGUAGACAGGAUGCAGCCUUGUAUAAGCAAAUCUGUACCUGUAUAAAUAUUCACAAGCGCAACAUCUAUACUUGCUCUGAAACUCUUGUGUGUCUAUGAAAUGAUUGCUUUGAGGUCCAUGUAGUCAUCAUGCUCGUCUGAGUUCAAAUGCAAAACUAUGCCACAUGACACAGCUUCAGGAGAUGACGAAAAUUCUGUUAUUCUGUUUGUAUACAUUAAAGCAAGAAGGGAGGGGUUGGGUUAUCUCCACCCAGUGCUUACAACACAUCAGCCUCUACAUUUGAUCUCAUAAUCAGUGAGCUUGUAAUUAGCUGUGCCCCCUAACCCCUCAGAAAUCCAUCGCAGGAAACACAGAAGUGCCUGCAGCCAAAGUUCCCGAGGUUUUGUACAUCAUGAACUUCAGCUCAGACACUCAGACAGUCAUCUGUCAGCUUUGUAAUUCUUUGUAAUUAUGUACAUACAGUAUGAAUAGUGCACACAUCACUUCAUAAAAGAAAAGCCGUCUAAAUCCUGUGAAAAGUCCUUUCAAAAUAGCGCUUCAGAUAACUGGUCUCAAUUGUAUACAUCAGUGGUUUAAAUUUAUGUUUGUUAUACCUGAUUUAAAAUGAAAGGGGAAAAAAACUAAUCUAUGUUUUUCAUCAGUGUAUUGCUAAUGUCCGUUUUACUUACACAGCCUCUAUGAAAAUAGCAUACAGAUAAAGGCCUUUGCUUUUUAUUAUCAGAUCUUGCAAAACAAAUAUGACUGUUUGAUGUGCUUUUCUAUCAAGCUGCAGAAAUUCAGAAAGGGAAAAUUGAAAUUUAAUUUGUAUGUGCAGAGACACAAAAUAAUAGCGAAUGAAAGAAAUCUUGUGUGUGGUUGUUUUUUUCUUUUUAUAUAUUGUCAGAAUAUAGUGAAUAAAAAAAUGUACCUGCUCUUGCCACCAGGUUCAAAGUGAUUUAUUGGAAGCUGCACCCUGGUCAGGGCUAGUGUGAGUAAUGCUUCUAUUAGAGGGAUUAGACUGAUCUACUUACAGACCCCCCUCUGAGGCAGUUGCCCCAAGUUGCCUUCAUUUGCCAUGUUGAGUAAAUUCCUACCGUGCUGUGUACACCCUGAUUAGGGAGUGUGGGACUUAACCACCAACAUCAUCGGUCUUAUGUCAAGCCAUUCUGUGACAUUUCUGUUCUCCUCUGCUUUGUCCGUGUUGAAAGGAUGCACUGAAGGAGGUGAAGAGUGUUUGGAUGGAGCAUUAGGCCCGUACAGAGCAGGCAGGAAUCCUCUCUUGUGUAAUCAUUCGUAAGAUAAAGCAGACACUACAGCUGAUAACUGCAGCUGAUGUGCUUUUUAUUUUGCAAUGUUUCUCUGAGAAAGAGGAUAAGUAACUUUUCAACAAAGGUCCUGUAAAAAUACACCUGCCUAGGGCAGCUAAUGAGGACAUUUGUGUUUGCUUUCUGAUGUUAAGUUAGCGACACUGUCAUUUGGGGAAUUUGGGAAGUAUUUGGCAGAUGGAUUGAGAAAGAUUAGCUGUAGCAGCUGCGUUUGGGACAAAAUCACAGAUUAGGAGCUCUAAUGUGCAGGCCUGGCUCCAUCUUAACACUCCAGAUUUGGGCAACAACACCUUCCUAUCACUCGGUCAGGGACCACAACACUUCUGCUUCGUCCUUUCCUCCCCCUGUUCACUCCCGUCUUUUCCUCCCUCCCUCUCGGGUCUUUUUUUUUUUUUUUUUUGGUAUCUCUGGAGAAAAGAUAUUCAGGUAAACAUGCAUAUUUCUACCAUCUCCUGAUGAGGUCCAUUUUGCCAUCGUUAUGUUUGGUGUUGGUUGACUAACCAAUAUCAGAGUAGAUAAACUAAUAUUCUGUGAGUGUGUACAAAUGUCUUAGCACAUGCCUGCACGUGUGUAUGCAUGUGUGUGUGAGAGAGUCUAUGUUCUUGUGUGUAUGUGUGUUUUAGUGUGCAUAAGUGAGAGGAGAGAGAUUAACCCCAUGCUAUCCCCAAUCCCUGGUUAUGAGUUUACAGCGUCAGUCUGGCCAUCGCACUGUUUAAACAACAAUCUAAUUAAUCCUGUCUUUAUUAGUUUCAGUGAACUGGGGAGGCAGGCUGGGAGGGCGCAAGGGAGAACUGGGAAUGCUGGCAGAAAAUACUUGAGAGGGAGGGGGAGGAAACCAAGUGCAUGAGCAGGGAUUUAAGAGGAAUUUAAAGGCAGAGUCUUAGACCCUGUGAAUGGUUGUAGGGAUGUGAGGAGAUGGUGAGGCAGGAGAGAAAUUGAAGGGUUCGAACAUCUCACAGGAGGAGAGAUACAGAAGGACAAAGGAGGAAAGUGGUCAUGGGGAAAAGCAAUGGACCUGAGAAUGACUUCAUGUUAAUCUUUUUCUCAUCGUGUUAAAUAAGCACUUAUAUAUAGUGGGUGGGAUGCAGACAUAGAAGAGUUUAUUCUAUCGAGAAAAUCUCUGCAUUUCAUGAAUUAAAAAGAAAAGGCUCUCAAACAGACAGCUCUUUUAUCACAAGCCAACUACUGCCACCUACUGUAAUGAAGGGGAUACGAUAUAAAAUUUCACACUACUGUUAUUUCCCAAAGCAGAUGUUCUUGUAGUUGCUUUGUGAAUUGGGCGAUGUUUAUACGACCUUUAAUUAAGAGACUGUGCUAAUCUGUAGAAUCAUUUAAACUGAUGGUUAAUGUGUCAGAGCUCCUUGUCUGUGUGUUUAUCUUGAAUUAAUGAUCAGAAGAGCCUUCUUCUGUACUCUUUGACUCCCAUAAACAGGGGUGCACAAUAUUGGAUUUUUGCAGAUAUCUGAUUCGCCAAUAUUUUCCAACUAAUUUCGGCCAAUACUGAUAAUAACAUUGAUAUACGCAAACCUUGUUUUUUCAUUGUAGAGAGCAUCAAUAGCACAAAUAAACUGUUGAUAUUUAAUGCAACUCUUUUUUGGCUGAUAAUAUGCCAAUAACAAUAUUCACAUCUACUGAAACAGAUAACUAACUUCUAAAGCAAUUAUCUGUUGUUAUGAAACUGUUCUGAUUCUGAUCUUUUAUUGUCUUGAACACAUUGAAAAUUUGUUGGCUAAAAAACCCUUAAAUAUAAAAUUGUCUACAUACACUUAUAUCUGUGGGUGUGUUUCAAUGUCUUAGCACAUACCUGCACUAUGCUGUUAAUAUCAAGCAUUAUUACCCGUAGCUUCAUCUUUCAUCAGUGCGUCCUCCUUAUGUAAGCCUUUCUGUGCAUUUCCAGGUUGUUUGUAAGGAAGUGCAGUGCCUGCCUGCAGGUGGUUGGACGUUCGGAGCUGAUAAUGCGUGUGCAAGGCCAGGUGUACCACCUGGGCUGCUUCACCUGCUGUGAGUGUGAACGCCGGCUGCAAAGAGGUGAUGAGUUUGUGCUGAAAGAAGGCCAGCUGCUCUGCCGUAUGGACUAUGAGAAAGAGAGAGAAAUGUUGGCUGCUAUUAGUCCUACACCGACUGAAUCAGGUAAAAUGUGUCUUGUUAUAGGCUGUGACGGCUGAAUCAACUCAGAGUUGCCUUUCUUUCCCACAUAAAUCCAAGUAAACCAUUUCUGCUGCAUUUAGUAUAUUUUUAGCAUGUUUACUGGAAGUCAUAUUGGAGGAAAAAGUAAGGUGAAAUUGACUAUUUUUGAAGCUGCUCCCAUUGUUAAGUGCAUAUAUAACAUACUGGGUGCUGAGAAGAUUACUGGUUCAAUAAACACUUAAAAAGUGGAAUUAUUACACAUGAUAAAAGUGAUCCAAAUCAUUUUGGACUAAUAACAAUGAUCAAAAUUUGCUUUGUCAUCCCAAGCCAUUAAGCAGAGGCGUAUUGCCCUCUUACAAGCAAAGCUAGUCUGUAUAUGUGCUUUUCACCAAGAAUGGUGAGAAUUUACUUUAGUAUAUUAAUCUAGAAAAACAUCUGAGCUGAAACAACAUCUGUUUGCUCUGCAAACUUUCCAGCUAGGAUUGUUUUUCCUCAUGGUGACAUUAGUUUUAAAUAUGUCUUUUCAUCCAGUGAGGAAUCAAAUCGUACCUGCUGUGUCAGCUGCUCUGACAGCUCUAUUGUGUGCUUACCCUGUUCAGUGAAAAGUGAAGACGAGGACGGUGGUGGAGGCUCCGGUGGGGGCAAAGGUGGUGAUGAAGGAAAGGAGCACAAGCGUUCCAAACGUCCACGUACCAUCUUGACUACACAGCAGCGUCGUGCUUUCAAGGCCUCCUUUGAAGUGUCUGCUAAACCCUGCCGUAAGGUGGGAUACAUAUGCCAAAUAAAUGCCUGUACAUUAAUUGUACACUGAGAAUCAACUUGCUUAAAGCUAUAUUUUUCACUAUAAGAAAUGUUUCAGAAAAUAAUAAAAACAACUUCAUACCUCCAGGUGAGGGAGACACUGGCUGCUGAGACUGGAUUGACAGUGCGUGUUGUGCAGGUGUGGUUUCAAAACCAAAGAGCCAAGGUUAGAUCUUACAUAUUUCCUACAGACAUAUUUUGUUUCGCACAUUAACAGAAAGAGAAAAAAAUCAUCAAGACAGUGUUUGUUAUGUGCCUCAGAUGAAAAAGAUAGCUCGCCGACAGCAGCAACAGCAGCAGCAGCAGCAGGAACAAGAGCAACUGGGAGGGACCCGGAGAGGACCCAGCAGAGGAGGCCGUCAGAGCAAUGAUGACAGUGAGGGUAAUGGCUCCAAGUGCUGGUUCAAGUUCAAGAAAAACAUUAGCAGAAUCAAAUAUUUUGUAACGAAUAGAACAUUUUAACCAAAGGGACUAUCAUCUCUAUGCAGAUGGCUCUAGCACUCAUGGCAUGGAUGGGAUACUGGGGUAUCCUUCUCUGCCACGUCAGCAGCUACUUGCUCUGGAUCCGAACAUCUAUGGUGGAGAGCCUUUUAGACAUGGGCUUACACCACCACAGCUUAACAGUGAGCAGCUCCAUUCCUAUGGUGAGACGGGAGGUCAGACCUCCAAGUAAUAAAAAAAAAUCCUUCAAAGAUAACAUUCAUCUGUUAUUUCACCACUGGCAAAAACUGACAACAAAAAUGCUUGACUUAACUAUUCAAAAUACAGCUUUGUGAAUACAGUAAAUGUUAUAUGUCCCACAAACUGUAGUUCACAGGAGCCUUGUAACCUGUUGCUGAAGUAUUACACUGCACAUUACUCACUUUUUCCUUAGAAACUGGCAGUGGGGGGUAGAACGGCAGGAAAUGUCAAAAGAAUUUCUUUUUAGUUGCAUAAGCUGAUGGAGAGAUGUCUGAAGAAAGUUUUCAGUUGUCAAGAAGUGGCAAAAAUUGAACUGACUUUUUGUGGCUCCUUCAGCUUUUUUCAAUAAGAGCUUACUUUCACAUUUCUAUGUUCCUCUCAACUCUUAUGUGCUAUUUUUUUUUACCAUCUCACGUUUUGCUGUUAACACUCUUGCUCUUUUACACCGCAGACUCAGAGACAGUGUUCCAUGACCUAGACAGCGAUGGAAGCCUCGGUCACCUUGGAGACUGCCUCUUAGCAACAGGAGAUGGCAGUCUCCUGGCAGGGCGAGUGGGAAAUCCCAUUGACCGUCUCUACUCCAUGCAGAACUCCUACUUCACCUCCUGA
This is a messenger RNA of Xyrichtys novacula (pearly razorfish), 14940 nucleotides long. NCBI's taxonomy places the organism in Eukaryota, Metazoa, Chordata, Actinopteri, Labriformes, Labridae. The record is from the annotation of a GenBank genome assembly.